Messenger RNA from Zeugodacus cucurbitae (melon fly), 1030 nucleotides. RefSeq names its product seminal metalloprotease 1-like. The coding region runs from base 74 to 832 and encodes 252 amino acids. Gene Ontology annotation, molecular function: zinc ion binding; metalloendopeptidase activity. The record is from RefSeq and is a predicted model, not a curated record. Gene Ontology annotation, biological process: proteolysis. NCBI's taxonomy places the organism in Eukaryota, Metazoa, Arthropoda, Insecta, Diptera, Tephritidae. The transcript has 2 exons.
GCAGUACUUUAAGUCAACAACUAGUAAACAUUAGAUUACGGAGAAUAUUAGUUCGAAAUAUUCAUCAGGAGAAAUGAUGAUAUUUUUGGGUUUCUUACUGCUUUUUGUGAUUGCUAGAAGUCGGACUCUACCAGGAGAUCCACGCUUGGAAGACGAUCCUGAACUAACUCCUGGCUUCUUCGAAGGCGAUAUUGCAUUAGACGUGUCCCAGCGUAAUGGCGUAAGAAAGAAAAGCCGUCAUUGGCCCAACGGUACAGUCUAUUAUAAAAUCUGCAAAGGAUUUUUCAACAAAGAGCAAGUACUUUUAAUUAAAUGUGCCAUGAAAUACAUACAAGAUGUUUCUUGCAUUCGCUUCAUAAAGGCCGCCGAUAACCAACCAUAUUUUCUCAACAUAACAGGCACCCAGCGGGGCUGUCACUCCAAGGUUGGCUUUACUGGGCGCGUUCAAAGAUUUAAUUUAAAACCGUAUCCCUUAGAAAAGGGCUGCUUUCGUUUCGGCAGCAUAGUACACGAAAUGAUGCACGCACUCGGUUUCUAUCAUAUGCAGAACACUUAUAACCGCGACGAAUAUGUUUAUAUUGCCAAGGAAAAUAUUAAAGAAGGCCAUUUUCAUAAUUUUAAAAGAUAUGAUAAGAAACAUAUUGAGGAUUUUGAAUCAGAAUACGAUUACGCUAGUAUUAUGCAUUAUAAGAAGUAUGCUUUCACGAAGAACGGCAAAGAUACAAUAGUGCCACUGAAGAAGGAAGCGAAGGGUGUUAUGGGUCAGCGUGUGGGAUUAACUAAAUGUGAUAUUGGCAAAUUGAAUAAAAUGUAUAAAUGUGGGAAGAAUUAAUCAGCAUUAACAAACUGUGUUGCUAUGGGUGUCGAAUUGAUAUGAAUAUGCGUGUGUACAUAUAUGAUGUGAACCUAUGUUUAUUAUAUAUCAUAUAUUAUACUAUAUCUGUUAAUUUUACUAUUUUUUGAUGCAACUAAUCUGCUAAUUUACAAUUACUAUAAAUAUUUAGAAUAAAGUUUAAACUAUUACGAUGAA